Molecule: messenger RNA, 777 nt
Organism: Paramecium sonneborni
Lineage: Eukaryota; Ciliophora; Oligohymenophorea; Peniculida; Parameciidae
Source: the annotation of a GenBank genome assembly
AUGAAACAUCUUAAAUUAUCAAUUCCAUGCAUGAAUUAAUCUUUUCUAUACAAAGGAAACUUUUCAGAUAUUAAUUAUCAAUAGCUUAUACAAUUUACCGAAAACAAACUAGGUAAAUAGUUAACAUAAGAACUUUACUUUGUAUAUGUGAAUACAGAAGGUGAUAGUUUUGUAAUUGAUAAUGAUCAAAAAUUAAACAAUUUAAAAAAGAUUAAUUCUUAAGUUAUAAAGAUUAGUCUUAAAGAAUUCGAAAAACAAUAAGUGCUUCAUCCAAAUACAGUAUGUUCUGUUUGCUAAUAAUCUCCAAUUAUAAAUAUUAGAUUCAGAUGUGUUGUCUGUGAAGAUGUUGAUUUAUGUUAGAAUUGCAGCAUUGAACAUAGUAAACUACAUCCAUUAAUAAUGAUUUCUAAACCAGAAUAAGUGUAGUACUUAGAAAAUUUUUUUAAAAAAAAUAUAAUGAAAGUGAAGCGUAUUUUAAAUAGUUCUAUCAAUAAAUCAAAAAGCACAAUUAUAGCUCUAAAAGAUGUUUUUAUGAAAAAAAAAUAAGAUUAUUUUGGAAAUGUAUAAUAAUAACAAUAAUAAUAAUAAUAAUAACAAUAACAAUAAAGUUAAAUAAAGAAGCCUCCAAGUUUGGAAGAUGAAGAUAUUUUAAACAAAACUUUAAGAUUAUCAGAAAUAUUUGAAGGAUCACCCAGAAAUUAUGAGAAAUUUGUUUAAAAGAACAAGGAAUUAACAUUUGAAGAAUUAGUUGAAAUAGCAUCAGAAAAAUUUGCAUGA